Brassica napus (rape) is the source of this 3943-nucleotide messenger RNA. RefSeq lists its product as uncharacterized. Bases 2490 to 3725 code for a protein of 411 amino acids. The record is from RefSeq and is a predicted model, not a curated record. Lineage: Eukaryota; Viridiplantae; Streptophyta; Magnoliopsida; Brassicales; Brassicaceae. The transcript has a single exon.
AUCAUGACAACACACGUUAAUUAGCAACAAUGCUAAAAUUCAGAAAUCUUAAUCCCAUAUUUAUAGUCUUCUGCCUUUAAGAAUGUAGUCUAGUUGAUGUUCAUGAGCAUUGCACAAUGGUUUUAAGCCUUUUUCAAUUGUUAAACCGGCAAAACUAUUCGAUAGUUUCUAACAAAAAGUGCAUUAGUUUCUGUCAGAAAGACAAGUAUUGAUAUAAAAAAAUUAGAAUAUACACAGAAAUGGAGUUCGUAAAAUAUGUAAAAAUACGCCAGAAAUUCAUUGUCAAGCGGGGAUAGCUCAGUUGGGAGAGCGUCAGACUGAAGAUCUGAAGGUCGCGUGUUCGAUCCACGCUCACCGCAAUUAGAUUUUUUCUUUUCUUUCUGAAAGUCGUGUGUGCUCACCGCAAUUAGAUUUUUUUUUUUUUAAUGUAAUGUUCUUAACUAAUUCAAGUUGUCUCAAGUUAAUUCCUUCUUGUUAUGUCUCUCUGUUUAUGGCAUUGUUGUGACAACAAUGUUGUCUUUGUGCCAAAAGCUGACCACUCUACCUAAGUAACAUUGGUAAGAGGAAGAAGAGACAUCGGUUUGUGGCUGGACCGGAUAAGAGUGUAGAGGAAGAAAGUCUACGUCAAUUUAGCUUGAAAGGUGUUUAUAAUUUAUCUUCUUUGUGUUACUAUUGGUUUCUCAUUGGUUUGUUUGAUUAUGGAUUUCUUCUCAGUUUGUGAAAAAGGUGGUAUGUAAAGGAAGGACAACUAACAGUGAGGUCUUGUGGUUCCCUAACGUCUUUUUUUGUUUUAGUGCUGACAUGAUGAUAUACGGUACUAUUCAUUCUGACGGCUGAAACUACUAUCAGGUUGCGGACGAGCUUGUUGCUGAGUUUGCAGUCCCAGAUAACAAUGGAGAAUCCUUUUAUCAGGUUCCGUUAUAUUUUUUCCAUAAAGCUUGGAUAUGAAACAUUUCUGCGUACUUUUUGUGUGCAAGUACUGAGAAGUUCUUAGAACUCGAUCUGUCUUUAUCAGCAGCAUGCAGCAUCAUGAUGAGAAAAUCAUAAUAAGAAGAGUCAAUGCUGCCGCUGGUCGACACCGAUUGAUCUGGCAUCGAACCAUGGUGCUCUCGCGACUAGAAUACAAAAAGUUUAGCCGUACCAAAUUUAAUUAGUUUAUUCAAUAAAGUAAAAUACUUGUUAGUUAGAGCACGAUUAUCGGGAGUUAAUUAAGAAGGAUCCUUAACAAAAUAAUAAUAAGAUAUAGUGUGGAUCCCACAAAAAAAACAAAAAUUCGGUUACAAAAGUCGCGAAAGAAGGAUCGACUUUGGUCUGUUUCUUGUAUUGUUUGCGACUCCACUGACAUGUGGCGGUCCGCGAUUGGUUCCCUUUUUAUUUUUUAUUUUUUUAAUAAGAGACAACAAAAAAUAAAAAAAAAUUAAGAAACCUAAAAAACAGUUUUAGCGAUAAUCAUGACCUUAGACCAUCAUUAAAGAGGAUCCUUAACAAUGAGAUCUUUAACAAAAAGUAAUUAAAUAUUUGAGUAAGCCCCACAAAAAGUUAAAGAUCAGUGAUAGAAAGCACAAAAUAAGGACCGAUCUUGGAGAAAUUUUUGCACUAUUCGCAUGCCCCACCGAAACGUGACAGCCCGCAAUUAGUUUGUUUUUUAAUUAUUAGUUUUUCAGACAAAAAAUAAAAUAAAAAAAGUUUCUUAAGAAACCGUGCCACCGGUUUCAGCGAUAAUUAUGCUCUAUAGUUUCCAAAGAGUAUUGGAAGUAUCUAUUAGAUAAGUGUCAACUUUUUACUGACUAAAUUUGUCAAAGAGAGACAAAAGUCUCAAGAACCAUCUCUAUGGGAAGCAACUCAAAAACAAACUGAAGGUAUCUAUUAGCUAAGUGUCAACCUUUUUCUGGCUAAAUUUGUUUUAUGUCUAAACUAAUGAAAUCGAAACAACAAUCUGAAAUUAUAAUACUACUAGGUGGAUUACCCGCACUUGCGGACUUAAUAAUUUUGCAAAAUUUUGUAAAUAAAUAUAAUAUUAAUUAAAAAAAUCAUUAAAAUCAAUUGUUUUUUUGAUUUUUAAAAAUAUUUAAUAUUUAAUUAAAUAUGAAUUCUAUAUAUACAAUAAUUUGUUUACUUUAAUAAAAUAUCUUUUAUUAAAACAAACUUGAAAACCUUCAUAUAUAAAUAAACCUAAAUAUAAAAUUACUUUGCAAAUAAUAAUAUAGAUUAAUUUUAUACUUUCAUGGUAUCAAACCAUUGAGGUUGCUCUUAGAUUCCUUAGGAAUAACAAGAAAGAGUUGGCAACAGGAGUCACGUAAGAAUUUAUUUUCUACAAAAAGAGGUAUAUUAAUAUAAGGGCUAAUACCUUGAGUGAGGCAACUAGAGAAGUAUAUAAACCAAAAUACUUUGAGUCAACUGUUAUGUUAUUCUAAUCUCUAUCCUUUGUAAUUGGGAUAAUGAUGUGUAAAUAUAUGUAAUAUGAAUUUCUUUUGGCCACCUAUAUAUGUAUGGAUUCUGCAAAACUCAAAUUAAACCACUCUUCAAAUCUCUUACGUACAGCCUCAAACUCUUUUGUACAAGCCAUGGACUCCCUCGACCACUCUUCUCCUCCUACAACUAUCUUAUGCCCUAGGCGACGAUCUCACCGUCUUUCCCCCUUCGUUUCUGACUUGAAAGAGUUUUCUUCGUCCAUUACCUUUUCGUGUUACGUUUGCCAUCGUAAAAUAAAACAUCUCACUGAUUUUUUUUGGUGCCACAAAUGUACCCUAGCCUACCACAAGAAAUGUGUUGAACCUGAGAUCAAAGUGCCUUAUCAUCCCAAACACCCUCUCCAACUUCUUUUUCGAUCCCCCAAGAGUACACUUCACGUAGGGGGCAGCCACUACAACAAGUGUCAUUGCUGUGGAGAAAACACUCAUGAAGGUUUCUAUUACUCUUGUUCUAUAUGUGAUUUUGAUUUACUUCCUGGUUGUGCGAUAAGUUUGAACAUCCUUUCUAUAAACUACCCAAAAAGGCAUGACCAUACCCUCACCUACUUCCCUAGAAUAAACUCCCUAACUUGUGAUGUUUGUGCAUUGAGUGAUGAUAAAUGCUUCAUUUACGUCUGUUAUCAAUGCGAUUUCGUAGUCCAUAAGACGUGUAUCUACUUACCAACCACAAUCAGAAUAUCCCGUCAUGACCACCGUCUCUCUUUUACUCUUAUUCCUCAUCCUAAUAAGAAUUGGUCGUGUGGAGUUUGUCGCCAAAGAGUUGACAAAAAUUAUGGACGAUACUCUUGUGUGAAGGAUUGCGAUUAUGUUGUUCAUUCUAAAUGUGCAACACGAAAAGAUUUAUGGGACGGAAGAGAACUUGAAGGAGAACCAGAAACGAAGUAUGAAGAUAUUAAGGCGUUCAAAGAUAUAGGUGAUGGAGUCAUAGAACAUUUCAGCCAUCCAAAUCAUAACAUGAGACUUGACAAGAAGGAGAGUGAUAAAGUAGCGGACGGAAAAAGAUGUCAAGCGUGCAUCCUUCCUAUCUAUGAAGGUAACAUUUAUAAUUGCAUGAGAUGUGAUUUUAUCCUCCAUGAAACAUGUGCACAUCUUCCUCGUAAAAAAUUGCAUCCACUGCAUGCACAUCCACUCACUUUGCAAACGGCUCAGAAACCCGAAGGUCAAUUCGAGUGUGUAGCUUGUGGAAAUCUUUGUUGUGGUUUUGUACACACGGGCUGUAAGCCUGUAAAGGCCGUUAUUGUUCUUUCAAAAUAGAUGUACGAUGCGCUUUGGCUUCCGAUCCUUUCACUCAUGAGUUACAUCCACAUCCCUUGUUUUUAACUUUUGAGGAAGGCAUACCCAGAACGUGUUCCAUAUGUGGAAAACAAAAGAGACAUUUGAACUGUAUCGAAUGUUCCUUUAUCUUUUGUUUCCGUUGUGCCACUUUACCAUAUAAGGUGAAGUACAAACAUGAUGAACAUUAUCUCACUUUA